Molecule: messenger RNA, 1484 nt
Organism: Odobenus rosmarus divergens (Pacific walrus)
Lineage: Eukaryota; Metazoa; Chordata; Mammalia; Carnivora; Odobenidae
Gene: ADPRM
Product: ADP-ribose/CDP-alcohol diphosphatase, manganese-dependent
Exons: 4
Coding region: 65-1093 (342 amino acids)
Molecular function (GO): CDP-glycerol diphosphatase activity; manganese ion binding; 2',3'-cyclic-nucleotide 2'-phosphodiesterase activity
Source: RefSeq, a predicted model, not a curated record
CGCCCAGCCGGUAGCCAGGGACCCAUCGGCUGUGGAGCCGACGCGCGAAACCCGUUUGAAGGUUAUGGACGAUAAGCCCGACCCUGGAACCCUGAGUGAGAAUUCGGAAGUUCUCUUCUCCUUUGGGGUGAUAGCAGAUAUCCAAUACGCUGAUUUAGAAGAUGGCUAUAACUUCCAAGGAAACAGACGAAGAUACUACAGACACAGUCUGUUUCACUUACGGGGUGCUAUUGAGCACUGGAAUAGGGAGGGCAGCCCGCCCCGCUGCGUGCUUCAGCUUGGAGAUAUCAUUGACGGGUAUAACGCACAGUACAAAGUGUCUGAAAAGUCGCUUGAACUUGUUAUGAACACUUUCCAGAUGCUUAAAGUCCCCGUUCAUCACACGUGGGGGAACCACGAGUUCUAUAACUUCAGCAGAAACUACCUAACAAAUUCUAAACUUAACACAAAGUUUCUAGAAGACCAGAUUGUGCACCAUCCCAAGACUGUGCCUUCGGAGGAUUACUAUGCUUAUCACUUUGUCCCGUUCCCUCAAUUCCGGUUCAUUUUACUGGAUGCUUACGACUUGAGCGUCUUAGGCGUGGAUCAGUCCUCUCCAAAAUACCAGCAGUGUCUGAAGAUACUGAGGGAGCACAAUCCAAAUUCGGAGUUGAAUAGUCCGCAAGGACUUUCUGAGCCCCAGUUUGUCCAGUUUAAUGGAGGAUUCAGCCAAGAGCAGCUGAACUGGUUGAAUGAAGUUCUUACGUUCUCUGACACAAACCAGGAAAAGGUGGUGAUUGUGAGCCAUCUUCCCAUUUACCCAGAGGCCUCUGACAGUGUGUGCCUGGCCUGGAAUUACAGAGAUGCCCUGGCAGUCAUUUGGUCUCACAAGUGUGUGGUGUGUUUCUUCGCUGGUCACACUCACGAUGGUGGCUACUCUGAGGAUCCUUUUGGUGUGCACCAUAUCAACCUAGAAGGGGUUAUUGAAACGGCUCCGGACAGCCAGGCUUUUGGCACCGUUUAUGUCUACCCUGACAAAAUGAUGUUGAAAGGGAGAGGCCGAGUUCCAGACAGAAUUAUGAAUUAUAAGAAGGAAAACGCUUUCCAGCUUUAGUCCCAUUUAUCUUGUUUACCGUUCUAGAGAGUGGUGGUUGAGCGUUGUGUUUUUAUUUACCCCCCCACAAAUCCUCAGGCUCAUUGUGUAGUAUUCUAUUUGCAUAACAAAAUGUAUUUAUGGCCUCAGUGUGCGUUAGCUCAUGAGAUACUCUGAAAUGUCAUUUUUGGAUAAUCUAUCCAGUGCUGAGGGUUGGAAACAAAAUGAAUGAAAAAUGAAAGCAGCCUGAAUCAGCCAGGGAGGAGACAGAGGGGGGUGGUAUAGUUCUCAAAACUGACUUCAUUUAGCCUUAUCUGACAUUUUUUUACUUUUUACAAGGAGGAUGUAUUCAUGUAUUAACUAUGUAACUUAAAAUUCGUAAUAAAAAAAUAAAAUCAGCUCAGGUAAACUU